Messenger RNA from Epithele typhae, 1536 nucleotides. Its product is annotated as glycosyl transferase. The record is from RefSeq and is a predicted model, not a curated record. Gene Ontology annotation, molecular function: glycosyltransferase activity. Bases 1 to 1536 code for a protein of 511 amino acids. Lineage: Eukaryota; Fungi; Basidiomycota; Agaricomycetes; Polyporales; Epitheliaceae. The transcript has 4 exons.
AUGUCCGAGACUACUUCCAACACGGACGCGACUGCACCGCCCACCUGCGACUACACAUUCACGGAGACGCAAGACUGGUUCUCCGGCCACAAGCCUUCUUGGCUUCAUUACUUCCGUUCAGUCUCUUCCCCUACCCCUCGCGCUCUCGAGAUCGGCUCCUGGGAGGGUCGGUCGGCUGUCUUCACCCUCACCGAACUCUGCCAGCCAGGCAGCGAGCUCGUCUGCAUCGACCAUUUCGACCUCAUGGGGACCGAUGCUGGUCAGAAGCGCUUCCGUUGCCUGACCCACAACCUAUCCCUGGCCGCAGGCACCGGGAAGAGCUUCCGCAUCAUCAGCGAAUUCAGUGUCCCAGGGCUCAUGCGCCUUCUCGAGGAGGAAAUGGACGCCGCGACGCCGGGUUUCGACUGGCUGUACAUCGACGGGUCGCACGAGGCAUCCGACACCUUCCUCGACGGCGAGCUCGCGUGGCGGCUCGCACGCAAGGGUGCCGUUAUGGUCUUCGACGACUACGGAUGGGGUCGGGAGCCGGAAGACAGCGUCCACCAUCCCAAACGCGGUAUCGACACCUUCCUCACUCUCCACGCCGGCGAGUACAGCCUCCUGUCGACCGAGGGCCAGUACAGUGCGGACAAAGCCAAAUCCGGAGACCUCGACGCCGCGCUGGGGUAUGGCAUCAACGUCGCCCUGGUCGUCGACACCGUGUACGCCAUCGGCGCCGCUGUCGCCAUCCGCAGCGCGGCGAAGCACACGAGCAAGCGGAUCACCUUCUACGUCCUCGGGUACGACCUCCCCGGUGACGUCAAGGCGAAGCUGCAGCUCUCAGUGGCAGACUGCGCCCAUGCGACGAUGGUGUUCACCGACGUACCUUCGGCCCCGUCGCCCGAGCCCGGCGUCCCAUCCGGCCCCCUCUGGGCAAAGGUGGUACGGAUCGCUUCCCUUCCGGUUGAACGCGACGGAUUGAGGAAGCUCUGGGACACCGACCUGGAGGGCAAGGCGAUCGCAGCAGCGCCCGACGUCGGGUUCCCCGCAGGGGUCGACAAGGCCACCUCCGCGCCAUACUUCAACGCCGGGGUCUUGCUCCUCAACUUGACUCUGGUCCGGGGACAGGUUGACGACCUCGUCGCGGCGGCCAAGGCGAGCGCGUCUUCCAAGUUCCUCGACCAAGACGCCCUGAACGCUCACUUCCGUGGGAACUGGUGGGCUGGGACGUACGCGAGAUACCAGACACCGGAGCGAGCGACGCUCGACCUGGCUGCGAUGGAGGACCCGGGAAUUGUGCACUUCACGGGGCCGCUGCACCCGUCGAUGGCCGAGGUCCUCAAUCCGUUCGUUCAGCCUUACGGAGCGAAGCCAUGGGGCUACGCCGGAGCGCCAGGGCACCCGUACGCGGAAGAAUGGUGGGGUGUCUGCGAGGAGACGGCAUGGAAGGGCUGGCGGGCUUCGGAGGGGUACCGCGCCGAGCGCGAAAGGAAGCGGGAGGACGCUGUCCGGGAGGGCGCGCGGGCGUUUAGGGCGCGAGUCGGCGAUGACGUCUGA